This is a messenger RNA of Macrosiphum euphorbiae (potato aphid), 204 nucleotides long. The record is from the annotation of a GenBank genome assembly. NCBI's taxonomy places the organism in Eukaryota, Metazoa, Arthropoda, Insecta, Hemiptera, Aphididae.
AUGACUACGUUAAAACGAAAGCGGUUGUCGCUUCGCGAAAAAGUUGACAUUUUAAAUUACCGUAAAAACAUUGGAAACGUAGGAAUUCGGGCACUCGCAGAAAAGUUUCAAGUUGGAAAAACACAGAUCGCGGAUAUUGUGUCUAACACAGAAGAAAUUUAUAAAGCGUGGGUUGAAAAUGGAAAUGAAGAAGGAAAAACCUAG